UAAUAAACUACUAUUUAUCAUAUGCUUUCUCAUUUUUAAAAAUAUAUGAUGCAACAUGUCAAUUGGCUCACCUAUUAAAAUGAGACUUUGAAAUAAAACGCGCAAAAAUACCCCGUAAGCAUAAAACAGCUACGAAAAGAUUCUUGUCCUUAAAGUCAGGACCUAUUUCCAAUAACCAUUUCCUCUUUCAAUCCAUCAUGCCAUAUAAUUCCAUAUUUAUAUCCUGCCGUAAACUGAGCUCAAUGUCAAUCAAUCACUCACCCAAAAAAUUUAAUAAUUUUUGGGAUUUUUUGAAUAGUUGCAAAAUGGGUCUACAAAGUAAAACGAAUCACCUAUUAAGAUACCAUUACAAAUCAUUAAAACCUUCAAAAUUUGCUAAUCAUCGAUACUUUUCCACGAGUGCUAUCAUAUAUUCUUUUCAAGCUGGCACAACAAACAUGAACCCGGCUCCCGAUAUUCAAGAGAUCCCUAUUAACAAAGAUCUAAAUCCCUCUUCGUCUUCCUCUACUUCCCCCUUUCUCACAAAGUUGCCUUUCACCGAAAGAUCCCAGCUAAAGACCAAGGCUAGGAGGGUAGUAAUCAAGAUAGGAAGUGCUGUUAUAACUAGAGAUCUUGAAUGUGGGGUGGCUUUGGGGCAUCUAGCUUCCAUAGUAGAACAAGUGGCUGAAAUGUACAAGGAAGGUAGAGAGGUUCUAAUAGUCACCAGUGGAGCUGUAGCUUUCGGCAAGCAAAAACUCAAGCAAGAGAUCAAUUCAUUCAAAAAUAUAUACGACAUAUAUAAUAAAAACAACCAAAAUGGUGAUGGUGAUUAUAAUAAUAGCUCCCAUGACAAAUAUACCGAUACCAGCGUUGUUAAAAAAAAAGAAUCAACAUUACAUCAAAAUAAUCUGGGUACUACAAAUGAGGAUAACAAAAAUUUGGAUAACUAUUUAAAUAAAAAUGCAGACAGCAGUAAUGGUAAUCGUAUAUACAACAAUAUCGACUCUAGGGCUUUUGCUGCUCUUGGACAAAGUGGCCUUAUGGCUUUAUACGAUGCCAUGUUUGCGCAAUACGGUAUAAAAACAGCGCAGGUGCUUUUGACUCAACCGGACUUUAAUGACAAAUUUUGUCGUGACAAUUUGAGAUCCACUAUACAGCAACUUCUGGCCUUGAAGAUAUGUCCCAUAAUCAAUGCUAACGAUGCCAUUGCCCCACCUCCUAAAUUGAACAGCGACCUGAUUGGGAUUAUAAGUGUGAAAGACAACGAUGUAGUAGCUACCCAUUUAUCUGUGGACCUUAAAGCCGAUUUGCUAGUUAUAAUGUCGGAUGUGCCGGGCAUCUAUACGACGCCUCCUUCGUUAAACACGGGUUCAUAUUCCGACUUUCCCUCUCAUAAGAAAGGAGCCGAACUUAUGGACGUUUUCUGUCCAUCUUUGCACUGGGGAAAAGUGAAGCUGGGCCACAAAUCCAGGGUUGGUACAGGUGGGAUGGAAUCCAAAAUUAAUGCCGCUACUUAUGCUUUAAACAACGGUUGUUCCGUCAUAAUAUGCGACGGAACGCAACCCAAUUCUUUAAAUCAAAUCAUAAACGGCAAAAAUAUAGGAACAUUCUUUGUUAACACCUGUCCUUCUACCAUUAAAAACGAUAACAAUGUUUCUAAAAGUGUCAAUGAUAAACUUCCUUACUAUGUUGAAGAUUUGGCCGAUUCGGCAAGGAAGGGCAGCAGAAAAUUGACUGAACUCACAUCAACCCAAAGAGCUAAUAUUAUCGAUGAAAUUGCUAACUCCCUCAUAUCCCAACAAGGACACAUAAUACAAUGCAAUGAGAAAGAUCUAGAAAGGGCUAAAUUAAAUAAAUUAUCUCCUCAACUCCUAAAUAGGCUUAAAUUGACCACUGCAAAAUUGAAAGAUCUAGCAGAUGGCCUCAGAUUAAUAUCUAACAAACUUAGGAGUGAUCAAGAUAUUGUUAAUAGGGUUUUGGAGAGAACAUUGAUAGCUAAAAACCUGGAAUUACUCAAGCUAACAGUCCCCAUAGGAGUACUACUUAUCAUUUUCGAAUCAAGACCUGAUUCUUUACCGCAGAUAGGAGCUUUAUCCAUUGCCACUGCUAAUGGCCUUUUGCUCAAGGGUGGUAAGGAAGCCUCACACAGUAACGAAUGCUUGUAUAAUAUCAUCAAAUAUAUCCUGGAAAGAUAUGGUUGUCAAGAUGCUAUUUCACUGAUAAAUAAUAGGGAAGAUAUCGAUUCACUGUUGAAACUGAAGAAUAAAAUUGAUCUCGUUAUUCCUAGAGGAUCCAAACAGUUGGUUUCAACUAUUCAAGAAAAAUCAAAUGGUAUUCCAGUUUUAGGUCACAGUGAAGGCAUUUGUCACGUUUAUUUGGAUCGAGAUGCUGAUCUGCAAAUGAGCCUUAAAAUCGUUAGGGAUAGCAAAUGCGAAUAUCCUUCUGCUUGUAAUGCUAUGGAGACUCUUCUAUUGCACAAAGACCUGGGACGAAAUGGAACCUUUCAGCAGAUUUAUCAUAUGUUGAAUAACGAAAAUGUAAUUAUGCAUCCCGGCCCAAGACUUAUACAGAAUUUAAUAUUUAUUGACCAAAUUUCCUCAUUUUUCCCCCUUUCAACGGCGACGUCUUCUUCCAAUAAUGACCUUUUGUUCAAAGAAUACGGAGAUUUGCAAUGCAGUGUGGAAAUAGUUGAGGAUAUCGAUCACGCUAUAGACCACAUCAACCAAUACGGAAGCUCUCAUACGGAUUGUAUAGUGACGGAUAACGAUGAAUCUGCCCAAAAGUUUCUUAGCAAAGUGGAUAGUGCCUGUGUAUUUCACAACGCCAGCACAAGAUUCGCUGAUGGAUAUAGAUUCGGAUUAGGUGCUGAAGUAGGUAUUAGUACAUCACGCAUACACGCCAGAGGCCCCGUAGGGAUGGAUGGUCUCUUGACAACCAAAUGGAUCAUGAAAGGCAAUGGAAAUUGUGUCUCAGAUUUUACUGCCGGUUCGGACCAAAAAUACAUACACAAAAAAUUAUUUAAAACGUAUUAAACUAAGUAAUUUGUUUUAAAAUUAUAUUUUUAAUUUUUUUAAAUAUUUAUAAUGUUAAAAUUUAAUUUGUUAGUAGCAUACCAAUUUUUUUAGAAACUCUAAAUUUAACUGGCUUUACAUGUUUACUAAUUAAUAAUUUUAAAUACUUAUUUUUUCUUAUAUAUUUUAAAUAAAAAUUAUAAAAUUUACAAUGCAAAAAUAUACAAGGAACUUAAUUAUGUUGGAAUUUGUAGUUUAUAAUAUCAAAACUUUUUUGUCCUUACACAAUUUUUUUUGACGCAUUUUGAAAAGUAUCUAUUCUAUGGACCAUGGAAUUUAUUUAUAUUAUUAUGGAAUUUUUAUAACUUAUAUGUUUUCCUACCUUUUUCAAUUCAUUAAAUGAACUGAUGAAUUUUUUUUGCAAUAUAAUAGCUAGUUAGUUAUACCUUCUAAAAUCCUUUUAUAUGAAUUACCCCUUUAUAACAUAUCUUUCAUUAUUAAAUAUUUAAACAUAUGAAGAUAGACAAAUUAUAAAGGUAGUGAUAAUGUUUUUUCUCUUAACAUUAUGAUUUUUAUAUCUUUUUUGCCAAUCAAUAGCAAACCACGCCAAUGUU
Messenger RNA from Gordionus sp. m RMFG-2023, 3604 nucleotides. RefSeq names its product delta-1-pyrroline-5-carboxylate synthase-like. The coding region runs from base 198 to 3011 and encodes 937 amino acids. Gene Ontology annotation, molecular function: glutamate 5-kinase activity; glutamate-5-semialdehyde dehydrogenase (NADP+) activity. The transcript has 16 exons. Lineage: Eukaryota; Metazoa; Nematomorpha; Gordioida; Chordodea; Parachordodidae. Gene Ontology annotation, cellular component: mitochondrion. The record is from RefSeq and is a predicted model, not a curated record.